ACCAUCACACACUGAUUGACAUACACAUACACACACACUCAGAGCGGCAGGAUGGCGACGAAGUGGAUCGCAGAGAAAAUGGGAGACAUGGUGGAGGACGCCGUGAAGAAAGCGCUCGGUAAAGACGACAAGGACGAGGACAAAGAGGACAAGGAGGGAGGAUUCUUCUCCAAGAUCUUCGACAGAGACGACGACGAGGAGAAGAGGAGGAAGCUGCGAGAGAGGGAGAGGGAGAAGGAGAAGGAGGACGAUGAAGGAUUCUUCUCAAAGAUCUUCCACCGUGGCGAUGAUGACGAUGAUGACGAAGGCCGCGAGAAGAAAUCUGGGUUCUCCGGGCUGUUCUCUGAGCUGGAAGGACCUCCGGGAGGAACCGGAGAACAGGGCGGAGGAACGAGCGUGGGGAUCAACGACGGAGACUUGCUGAGCGACCUGAUGGAAGUGGCCGAGGAAACGUCUAAAGGGAACUGAUCCUGAGGAAAAUAAUAUAUAUAUUUAAUGUUUCGUCCCGCGUGUAACGUCUUUAAAUAUAUGUUUGUGAAAAGAGGAUUUGUUCAUGGAGAUCAAAACUCUUGAGUCUAAUUUAGGACGUGGUUAGCGCAGCUUAGAAAGAAUGUUAAACCUCAUGUGUUCAUUUUCACAGUCACAGAAAUGUAAAAGAAAGUGUGUUUUAGUUAUUCUGGUUUAGCACAAGCAGCACGUCUGAGGUUUGAGGGAAGAAACUGACAUUUGAGGAAAAAAAGCAAACAUUUGGGAAACAAUUUAGAAUAAAUUCGGGAUUUGGGGGAAAAAGUCAGAAUUCUAAGAAAAAAGUCAGAACUUUGAGAAAAAAGUCAGAACUUUGAGAUAUCAAAUAUAUCUCUGAGUGGAGUUGAAGCCCUUCAUAACUGAAAUGAAAGAGUUUUAUAUAUUUCUAAAUAAAAUGACUUUAUCAAAUGAAAA
Molecule: messenger RNA, 939 nt
Organism: Gymnodraco acuticeps
Lineage: Eukaryota; Metazoa; Chordata; Actinopteri; Perciformes; Bathydraconidae
Product: nucleoplasmin-like protein ANO39
Exons: 3
Coding region: 52-468 (138 amino acids)
Source: RefSeq, a predicted model, not a curated record